CAGGAUAUUUUCAGUAACACAGCGCUAUAAAUAUUUUUCCUUUUUUUUUUAUUUUUUGUUUCUUCACACAUUAUGCAAAUUAGCUUAGUUAAGACGAUUGUGUUGAUAAGUAGCCUGAUUAUCGUGCAAAUCGAUGGCAUUCAAGAUGCCGAUGGCAAGCGUAUUGUCAGCAACUAUGAGCGCAUCAAGCAGCUCUAUCCACAGCUCUCGUCUGGCGAAUCAUCACAAUGGCGUUACGCAGACAAGGAUCAGAAGCAUCCGUGCAAGCGCGAAUGCGUCGAGCAACAGCCCAUGACCUGCUACUACUAUAUGGUGGUGCACUAUGAUGACACGAUGGCCGAUUCAUGCAAGCGCUAUCUCCAAUCCAAGUACCGCUUCAAGCUGAAUGGCAAGGACUAUAUCGAUAGCUUUAAGCUGGCGGAGCUGGAGCACAACGAUGAUUGCAAAUACGCCGACGGCCUCGAAUCCCAGAUCAUGGUGGUCAAUGGCAAGUUGCCGGGCAGUUCCAUUGAAGUGUGCUACGGUGACACCAUCGUGGCGGACGUCAUCAAUAGCAUGCACGAGACGACGACCAUACAUUGGCAUGGCAUCCAUCAGCGCUCCACACCGCACAUGGACGGCGUGCCCCACGUCACUCAGUACCCCAUAGAGGCGGGCCAGGCGUUUCGCUAUCGCUUCGAGGUGGACCAUGGCGGCACCAAUUGGUGGCACAGUCACACCGAACACCAGCGCGCCUUUGGGCUUGCCGGUCCGUUGAUUGUGCGGCUGCCGCCCAAGCUGAAUCCCCAUGCCCAUCUCUAUGACUUCGAUCAGUCCGAGCAUGUGAUCAUGAUACAGGACUGGGUGCAUAACUUCGACGAGAGCGUCGCCGAGAAUAUCCUCAUCAAUGGACGCGGGCGCAACAUGAAGAAGAACAGCAAAGUGAAGCCCACGCUCUAUGCUACGUUUGGAGUUAUUCGUGGCGGUCGCUAUCGAUUCCGUGUCAUUUUCAAUGGCGUAUCCAAUUGCCCAAUUAGCCUGUCCAUCGACAAUCACGAUUUGGUGGUGAUUGCGAGCGAUGGCAACGACAUUGAGCCCGUUGAGGUGCAGAAGAUUAUGUUCCAUGGGGCGGAACGUUUUGAUUUUGUCCUGCACGCCAAUCAGGAAAUAGCGAAUUAUUGGAUACGGGUCAAGGGCUAUACCUUCUGUGCCAUGAACCAGUUGCAUCAGGAGGCGGUGCUGCACUACCAGAAUGCCAAUACACAAGCCCUGGACACCAGCACACUGAGCUAUGCCUACGAUGCGCCGGGCAUCAUGCUCAACGAGCUGGGCGACGAUGCGGGCGGCAAUAGUGCGCAGAGCAUAUCGCUGGUUACCCUAAAUGCGCAGCAUAUGCAGCCACCGCUCAGUCCAGCGCUCACCUAUUACACCAGCAUGAAUGCGUUUGAGCUGCGCGGCGAGGGCUUCCGCUUCCAGAUGGACGACAUCACCUUCACCAUGCCGAAGAUGUCGCUGCUGCAGACGCGCAACCUGGGCAUUGGGCAGUUCUUCUGCAAUAGCUCGCAGCAGGCGGCGCUUGGCUUCAAUUGCAAGAGUCGCCAUUGCAAGUGCUCCAACGUUAUCCAAGUGCCGGCCAACAAGAAUGUGGAGUUUGUCAUUUCGAGCAAAUCAAAUACGGCACAUCCCAUUCAUCUGCAUGGCUACACAUUCCGGGUGGUCGGGAUGGGUGUGCUCGGUGAGCAGCGCAUUGGCCAGAUAGAAGAGAUCGACCGGCGUACACCAUUGCCACGUCGCGGCCGUGGCGCUCCGCUGAAGGAUUCGGUGCAGGUGCCAGCCUUCGGCUAUACCAUCAUCCACUUCAACACAGACAGUCCGGGCUAUUGGAUAUUCCAUUGUCACAUUUCGCCGCACUCGGAGAACGGCAUGGCAGCUGUUUUGCGCGUUGGCGAAGAUGUCGAAAUGAAAAUGUGUCCCGUUAGCAAUUGUGGACUCUGUAGCUCGGUGGCGUAAUA
Messenger RNA from Drosophila arizonae, 1991 nucleotides. It is a transcript of the gene Mco4, whose product is annotated as Multicopper oxidase 4. Gene Ontology annotation, molecular function: oxidoreductase activity; copper ion binding. Gene Ontology annotation, cellular component: plasma membrane. Lineage: Eukaryota; Metazoa; Arthropoda; Insecta; Diptera; Drosophilidae. The record is from RefSeq and is a predicted model, not a curated record. Gene Ontology annotation, biological process: iron ion transport.